Molecule: messenger RNA, 599 nt
Organism: Caenorhabditis angaria
Lineage: Eukaryota; Metazoa; Nematoda; Chromadorea; Rhabditida; Rhabditidae
Source: the annotation of a GenBank genome assembly
AUGUCUACAAAAUCCGCGAAAAUAAAUGAAUUGUUGAAUCGAAAACGGAAAAUUCAAGAGGAAAAAGUAGAGGUUGGUUUAAGAAUUUUUGAAAUAUUUUUUUUAAAAGUUGAAAUUCAGAUUCCAAAAUUGAAAGAUUCUGGAAAAAAUUUAGUUUCGAAGAAAUAUGUUUUGGAUUUUCUGAAUAUUUUCCAGUUUUUUUUUAAAUUUUAUUUUCAGAAAGCCAGAUUUUCAAAAUAAAAUUGCAAUUGCCGAAAAAAUUGAUAAAUGUUUUCAGCCCCAAAAAAAUUAUGAAAUUUUACCGAAAUUUUUUUUUUCAAAAUUCAAAACUUCAAAUCAUCCCAAAAAUUCAGGAACCCUCGCCUUCAACUUCAAAUCCCACACCAGACCCAAAACCUUUGGAAGAAAAGGACGAAAAAACUGAAAAAGCCAAAAAAGCCCUGUUAUUCGAAGCAAAACGAGCAAAAGAAAGAUCGGAUUCAAUGGGACCACAAGGAUGGAUUCGACCAAAAUGUUUGGAAACAAAUAAGAGAUUUCUACAAAAUACGUUGAAAUCAACAUUGACUAGGAAAGAACGAGAAAGGCUGAAUGGGAAAUGA